AUGCCAUCUCUGAAGAAACAAAGCCUCGCGGUAGUUGUAGCGCUCGCGCGAGAGUUCGAACUUAGCUCAAACACGUGUGAAAACGGAGCCUGCAGACCAAGCACGGGGCGAAAACUGACGCCUGCAGUCAAGUGCGUAGGGCAAAAACCAGCCGCCUGCAACCUAGACUCCGGGAUUAAUCCGUCCGCGGUCGGCACACUCACUGUACUCACAUGCCAGGAGACUUGGGAAAAGCAACGGGACAUGCACGGCACCGCCAGACCGUCUGCGCGCGGCAGCAGACCACGAGGAACGAGCAGCACAGAACCUGCAGAGGGGCCCCGCGGAGGGGCCCCGCGGAUCAGCCCGCAGAGGAGGAGAGCAGUGGAGACACGCGAACCACAGCAGGUGCAGGGACGCGGAGGAGGAGCAGACCACGAGCAGCCAGACUGA
Messenger RNA from Knipowitschia caucasica, 432 nucleotides. The record is from the annotation of a GenBank genome assembly. Lineage: Eukaryota; Metazoa; Chordata; Actinopteri; Gobiiformes; Gobiidae.